GUACGUAGAAUUGACCUUGACCCGAGGAGAAAACGUGAUGAGUUUACAAUCGGUUUUUAGUCGGUUUUUACCCAAUUUAAGGGUUAUCCGUCAGAAUGGAAUCAAUGCACAACAGUUACGAUUUAGGAAACGUAGAUGGGCACCUAUUGCUGCCUCAAAGCUGUAUGUUGUGCCUCCUGAUCCACACUUUCCAGAAUGGGAUCAACUUAGAAAGCUAGAAAAGGUUUAUGCAACAGAAAUGCGAUCUAUAAGACAAGCUUUCGUGAAGGAACGUCAACAGAUAAAAUACGCUCAGACAGAAGCAGCAGAAGUUGUCCAAAAGAGAAAAGAUGAAUUUCAAGCUCUGAAGAAGCUUAACAACGAAUGGAACGAUAGAGUUGGAAAGAUAAGACAAGAAAGACAAAUAUUGGAAGACGAGGCUGCUGAAGAGCGUAGGAUACGGGAAUUGAUAGCCUUGGAAGAAGAAGAAAAGCGUAUUCGUAUGGAAAAUGAACGUUUAGUUAGAGAGGAGAUAGAAAAUUCAAAACAGUUUAUUGAUAUGGACGACAUUGAUAACGAAAUUGAAAAGGCAUUAAAUUCAAGGGCCGAUUAUAAUUUUGCCAUAGAUGUAUUUGGUAAUAGAUAUUACAAUUCCUCUCAAACAUCAUCAGAAACUUCCAGUAUUCAGGACACUCAAAAAGGGAGCUAA
Dimorphilus gyrociliatus is the source of this 688-nucleotide messenger RNA. The record is from the annotation of a GenBank genome assembly. NCBI's taxonomy places the organism in Eukaryota, Metazoa, Annelida, Polychaeta, Dinophilidae.